CGCACGUCUGAUGAUACGCCUACCGUUCCGGAUCCGACACGAUUACUGCGACACAUUUCCCUUUGUUUUUUUCUUCGGUUUUCGGUUUUCUUUUUUUUCUUUUUCUUUCCUCUUACCAUGACGCUUCGGCUGGGGUUCUGUGGUGGUGUUGAUACGGUGACUUCAUUACAUACUGCGGUAUACCCUUCAGCUUCUUUCAUUCAUUACAGGUGUUUAUUCUUACCAUGCUUUGCUAUUCAGGGGGUUCGGUUCCAUCUUCAUUUUCAAUUUCUUUCCGGUUUCUCACAAGAUUUUACACCGUCGCGAAUUUCCUUUCAAGUCAUUUUGUUUUUGUUUCGAGUCCAUUUUCUGUCCAUUUUCAGGAAAAAGAACUGCUUGCUUGCUUGUUUGCUUUGCUUCUCGUUGGUUUCGCGCGCGCACACGGGUCGGUCGGGGAUAUGGCGUUAUGGGGGGGAAUUACCUGCAUUUGAAUUUUCUUUCUCUUCUUUUCUUCAAGGGAUUUGUUUCUUACGUUUUUUUUCUUUCGUUUCUUUUCUUUUCUGUCCAUAUUUUUUUACCUUCAGUAUUCUUCAUAUGUACCAUUGGCCUUUCGUUCUUUUCUUUAGCUGUACUGUACAUUAGAUUUUACUUGACUGUUGAGGUCAUGGGCGGAUGGGGGAUGGGCGGUGAAUUGAUGGCUUGGGGUAUUCCUAUCA
Messenger RNA from Tricharina praecox, 695 nucleotides. RefSeq lists its product as uncharacterized. Lineage: Eukaryota; Fungi; Ascomycota; Pezizomycetes; Pezizales; Pyronemataceae. The transcript has a single exon. Bases 118 to 621 code for a protein of 167 amino acids. The record is from RefSeq and is a predicted model, not a curated record.